AUGGCUUUGCUAUUGAGAAGGCCGUUUCAUUCUUCGACAGGGUAUUGGAGGUUGAGAUUGCCAUCUUACUACCGACAUAAAAAGGCUACUGACCCUCAAAAACAGGACGCCGAGUAUUAUGAAAAGGCCGCUCGCGCUUUACCAUUGGAUGACCACUAUAUCGAUAAUUUAAAACUUCUUUAUGAAGAUAAGGUUGCGUAUGAAAAAGAUUUACGAUAUAAAGCAGAGGAUUUACUGGUUGGUAGAAGUCCGAGCGACUGGUUACCCAAAAUCGAUCUUGCAUUGCCUAGGGUUGGUUACGAAGAAAUUGACGUGCUAUCUAAGGCACCAGAUUCAGUGAAGCGAAUCUUUAGUGUCGGCUAUGGUACGCGUCGCGAUCUGACAGAUGCUUGGAAGAAAGCGUUAACUAGUCAAGUCCGUAAGCAUGCGCUGGAUAAGAGCUCUUUAGAAAUGAAAAUUGCUUGGCUAACAGCUCUCAUUCGACAUUGGAGUUUGCUAGUUGAAGAAAUCGACAAUAAGCCCAGAAAACCCAGAUGGUUGUUUCAUAAAAUUAAGCUUGCUAUUGAUUGCCGGAGAAAAUUUUUACGGUUAUUACGUGAAACGGACAGCGAAGCUUUUGAAAAAGCAAAGGAUUUGAAAAUUGCUUAUAUUGUUCCAAAACUUCCUGAAGAAACUGUAGAAAAUAGACGGAAAGCGUGGGUUGAGGCGCAGUUAACAAAACGUGUGGAAAAAGAGAAGGAAGCGCGUUUGGCUGAAUUGCAUGAAAAGUUUUUAGACGGGAUUGAAGAGUUUGAUAGGAAGACGGAAGAGCGGCUCACUGAGUUAGAAGAAGAGAAAAAGAAGUUGCUAAAGCGAAUAGAGGAGAUUUCUGCGGAGGAAAGAGGGUUCAGUGAGACUAAUGUCCCAAAAUAUUAUCCUCACGUGAUAGGUUCUUUGUCGGAACUGAUGAAGAACAUAGAUCUUUUUGGUCAUCCUCCACCAACCGAUUCAAGAAGGAAGUGA
Enterobius vermicularis (human pinworm) is the source of this 1002-nucleotide messenger RNA. The record is from the annotation of a GenBank genome assembly. NCBI's taxonomy places the organism in Eukaryota, Metazoa, Nematoda, Chromadorea, Rhabditida, Oxyuridae.